CAAACACCAAAUCACAUCAGCAAUAGCAAACCAGCCAUCAUCUAUCAAGCUGUCAUUGCCUAUUUGAUGUAUUGUACCAUCCAUCUUAAUUAUCUAUCUAUUUAUCUAUCUAUCUAACUAACUAACUAACUAUAUAUCUUGCUUUACAUUGGCUUGGCUACAGCAAUUUGCAGCUAAUGGUCCAACCCCAACCCCCCACCCCAUGUCUUUCUCCCAGUCACUCUUUCUCCCUCAUUUCAGCCUUGAGGCAUCCUGUUUCUUCAGCUCCUUUGCUUUCAGUCACAAUGCUGUGGAGAGGGAGAAUGGGUGGGGGGCAUUUAAGAGAGCAGUAGGUGGGAGUGGAGUCUGACCGCAGAGGGUCUACUGUUUAAGAGAAAGGGAAUUCUCUCACUCCUUCUCUCCCUGUCGCUCUCCAUCUCUCUAUCUUCCUCUCUCACCCUCACCCUCUUUCUCUCUCCUUACUGGCUGAACAUCAGCCGGCUCUCUAGGUAGACUCGAGUAAACAUUCAAAGAGAGCAGAGAGAGAGGAGGGAAGAUGACAGAGCUGUCAGCACCAUGAGAGAUACAGACUGGUGAGAACAUUUGCCAGGGCUGCCUGAUAAGGCUCUCUUCAACACUGCUACUGCUUAGGUUUUCCAAUCAGUGGAGAGGCUGUGCGCGUUGUGUGUGAGGACUCAAGACAAGAACACCACUUUGAUACCUGAAUAGACUAUUAUCCAGCUGCCACUUCACCAGAAGCCGCAGUGCCAGGGUGUCAUCAUGUGGAUGAAAGGCUUUGUUUUAGGCUGCGUGACUGUGGCCCUGCUCCUCCAGCUCUCCACAGCCGGCCUGGUGAGGGUCAUCCGCCACCGCAGAGAGGCCCUGAUGCCCGGGAAAACCUCGGAGAACCUCACCCUGCCCCAUCCUGACCAACCAGUGGUGUUCAACCACGUCUACAACAUCAACGUGCCCUCCACGUCCCUAUGCUCCGUGGACCUCGACUCGCCUGAAGGCACACAACUUAAACACAAGAGCGGCCCGAUGGAAAUGCAGAACACGGAGCACAUGGAGCACACGGUGGAUGGCGACAAUCAGAUUGUUUUCACCCACCGCAUCAACAUCCCCAAGCAGGCAUGUGGUUGUAAUAACCAGCUGCCAGACAUCAAGGAUAUCCUGAACAGGCUGGAGAUGCUAGAGUCUGAGCUGUCUAGUGUGAGGGAGCAGUGCAGUAGUGGGACAGGAUGCUGUGGAGCUCAAGUUACAGGUGAUUUGUCCACAAAGCCCUACUGUAAUGGUCAUGGGAACUGGAGCACUGACACCUGCAGCUGUGCUUGUGAACCCGGAUGGAAGGGCCCCAACUGCACCGAACCUGAAUGCCCCAAUGACUGCCAGGACCAGGGCCGCUGUGUGGAUGGCAAAUGUGAAUGCUUUGAGGGCUUUGGUGGGGAUGACUGUGCUAUUGAGCUCUGCCUGCUGGACUGCGGUGACUAUGGCCACUGUAUUGAUGGCUCCUGCCUCUGUGAGGAGGGCUUCCUCGGUGUGGACUGCUCCCAGACCAACUGCCUCAACAACUGUCUGGGCCGGGGACGAUGCGUAGAGGAUGAGUGUGUUUGUGAUGAGCCAUGGACCGGGUUCGACUGCUCCGAACUCAUCUGUCCAAAUGACUGCUAUGACCGUGGACGCUGUAUCAACGGCACCUGCUACUGUGAAGAGGGCUACACUGGGGAAGACUGCGGCAAUCUCACCUGUCCGGGCAACUGUAACAAUCGUGGCACAUGUGUGAAUGGGCAGUGUGUGUGCCAGACUGGCUACAGUGGAGAGGACUGCUCAAAGCUCACCUGUCCUACAAAUUGCAACGAGAGAGGUCAUUGCUUUAAUGGAAAGUGCAUCUGUGAUCCAGGAUUUGAGGGUGACGAUUGUUCCAUCCUUUCAUGCCCUGACAACUGCAGCAACAGGGGCCAGUGCAUCAACGGAGAGUGUGUAUGUGAUAAUGGAUACCAAGGCGAAGACUGUAGCGAAUUGUCCUGCCUCAACAAUUGCCAAGACCGGGGUCACUGCAUUGACGGACAGUGCAUAUGUGACAAGGGAUACUCUGGGGAUGACUGCAGCAUCAAGACCUGUCCAAAAGACUGCAUGGGACGUGGAGAAUGCAUUGACGGCAAGUGUCUGUGCUUCGCUGGCUUCACAGGUAAAGACUGCAGUGAGCUGACCUGCCCGAAUGACUGCCUGGACCGUGGCCACUGCGUGAACGGUCAAUGUGUUUGUCAUAAAGGUUUCACCGGUGAGGACUGCAGUGAGAAGACAUGUCCCAAGAACUGUCUAGACAGAGGUUACUGCAUUGAUGGCAACUGUGUGUGUUAUGAGGGUUUCACCGGACUGGACUGCUCCAUACUGACCUGCCCGGGAGACUGCCAGAACCAAGGGCAGUGUGAGAAUGGAGUAUGUGUCUGUGAUGAGGGCUUCAUUGGAGAGGACUGCUCUGAGGUCUCACCACCCAGGGACCUAAAAGUGGGGGAGGUCACCCCUGAGACAGUGGAUCUGUCCUGGGAAAAUGAGAUGCGUGUCACUGAGUACCUGAUCACAUACGUGCCCACCGCAGCAGGAGGCCUGGAGCUAGACAUGCGGGUGCCUGGGGACCAAAAGGUAGCCACUAUUCGGGAGCUGGAGCCUGGAAUUGAGUACCUGAUCAGCGUCUAUGCUGUUCUCAGCAACAAGAGGAGUGUUCCUGUCUGUGCUAGGGUGGCGACACAUCUGCCUGAGCCCGAAGGACUCAAGUUCAAGUCAGUGCGGGAGACGUCAGUGGAGGUACAGUGGGACCCACUGGACAUUCCCUUUGACGGCUGGAACCUCAUCUUCAGAAACACUAAAGAGGAGGAUGGUGAGAUUCUUAACUCACUUGGCCAUCCAGAGACCACCUUUGAGCAGUCUGGCCUGGGCCCCGGCCAAGAGUACGAGGUCAAACUUGAGGUGGUGAAGAACAACAAGCGUGGACCGCCUGCCUCCAAGAACCUCAUCACAAGGAUUGAUGCCCCCGGCCAGGUUAACGUGCGUGACGUGACAGACACCACAGCGCUGGUGACCUGGUUCCAGCCUGUGGCCCAGCUUGACCACAUCAGCGUCUCCUACGGGCCCAGCUCAGACCCCGCUGACCGCAACGUGAUGGAGCUGUCCUCCUCGGACACCCAGUACCACCUGGGAGGCCUCACGCCCGACACACAGUAUGAGGUGUCGCUGACUGCUCGGAUGGGAGAAAGGACCAGUAUUCCUGUUUAUGAGUCUUUCCUCACAGACCUGGACGCCCCCAGAGACCUGCAGACCGUGGAACUGACAGAUGAAAGCAUCACCCUGGAGUGGAAGAACAGUCGAGCUCAGGUGGAAAACUUUCGCAUCAAGUACGGACCUCUGUCUGGAGGCGAGCACGGAGAGCUGCUCUUCUCUCCAGGACCCAAGGACACCACCCAGGCCAAGAUUACCGGCCUGAGACCUGGCACAGAAUAUGGGAUGGGUGUCACGGCCGUGAAGGAUGAGCGGGAGAGUCAGCCCACGACCACCAACGCAGUGACUGCUCUGGAUGCUCCCAAGGAGCUGACUGUUGCAGAGGUGACAGAGACCACCAUUUUGCUGGAGUGGAAGCGCCCCCUGGCCAAACUAGACUCCUACAGACUGGUACAUGUUUCCGCUGAUGGCCACAGGGCUGAGGAGGUGGUCCCAGGCAGUUCUGAGUCUCACACCCUGAGGGGCCUGACAUCCGGCAUGCUGUACACCAUCAGCAUCACAGCUGAGAGGGGCCGCAGGACCAGUUCACCGGCUACCAUCUCCGCACCCACAGAGGAGGAGAAGCCUGUUGUGACCAAUGUCACUGUCAGCGAUGUGUCAUGGGACAGCUUCCUCCUGUCCUGGUCUGCUGAGGACGGGGCAUUUGAAGCCUUUCUGAUUGAAGUUACCAAUGCAGAAACGGGUGCUGAGUGGCAAAACCACACGGUGCCUGCGGAUACCCGCAGCCUCACCCUCUCUGGCCUCUCCCCCACCACGUGGUACAGGGCCAAUCUGUACGGGGUGUACAGAGGGACCUUCUUAGACCCUGUCUUUGCAGACACCAUCACAGAGGAUGAACCGGAGGUGCAGGCUCUCCUAGUGUCCGAUGUCACCCCUGACAGCUUUAGGCUGGCCUGGAUGGCUGAAGAGGAUGUCUUCGACACCUUUGUCAUAAUGGUCAGCCAGCCUGAGGGUCCAGGCAAACCAAGAGAGCUGGUGCUGGGCGGCGAAGAGCAAAGUGCAGCAAUGACAGAACUCAAUGAGGACACAGAGUACAAAAUCGAAAUCUUUGGGCUUGUUCUGGGAAGACGCUCCAAGUCUGUAAUCGAGGGGGUGAGAACAGAUCUGGGCUCACCCAAGGGCAUCCGCUUCUCUGAUGUCACAGACACAUCCGCCACCGUUCACUGGGCAGUUCCGAGAGCUCGGGUGGACAGCUAUAGGGUCACAUAUGUGCCUGCUCAUGAAGGUAAUGCUAAGACACUGACAGUGGGUAACUCUGAGUCUCACACUGUGCUGCCCAACCUGACACCCGGGGUCACCUAUGAGGUUACCGUUGUCGCUGUCAAGGGUCAGAGGGAGAGUGAACCUGGGUCAGACAGUGUCACCACAGCUCUGGAUAAGCCCCGUGGUCUCACUGCAGUCAACAUCACAGACACUGAAGCUCUGCUGCUCUGGCAGCCCGCCAUUGCUACUGUAGAUGGCUAUGUCAUCACCUACAGUGCAGACUCAGUGGCUCCGGUGAUGGAGCGCGUGUCAGGAAAUGUGGUAGAGUUUGAGAUGAGCUCCCUGACGCCAGCUACGCACUACACUGUGAAGGUGUAUGCAGUGAGAGACUUGGCCAAGAGUGCAGCCACUACAACUGACUUUACAACCGAUGUGGAUGCACCUCAGGAUAUGGCUGCCAGUAACAUCCAGACAGAGAACGCCAUGCUGACCUGGAAGCCGCCUCGUGCCGACAUCACCGGAUACAUUCUCAGCUUUGAGUCUGCCGACGGCACUGUGCGGGAGGUGGUCCUGAGUCCCACCGCUGUAUCAUACAACAUGGCUCAGCUCCGUGCCUCCACUGAGUAUUCAGUCAAACUGCAGGCCAUCGCUGGUCCUAAAAGAAGCAGAGUCAUCACUACUGCUUUCACCACCACUGGUGUGCUGUACAGAUACCCCAGGGACUGCUCCCAGGCCCUGUUGAAUGGCGACACCUCAUCUGGCCUGUACACCAUCUAUCUGGGGGGAGAUGAGAGCCAGCUCCUCCAGGUCUACUGCGACAUGAGCAUAGAUGGAGGCGGAUGGAUCGUUUUCCUCAGACGCCAGAGUGGGAGACUGGAGUUUUUCCGUAACUGGAAGAAUUACACAGCUGGAUUUGGUGACAUGAAUGAUGAAUUCUGGCUGGGUCUGUCCAACCUACAUAAGAUCACAGCCGGAGGUCAGUACGAGCUGCGUGUUGACCUGAGAGACAAAGACGAAACAGCCUACGCUCAGUACGACAAGUUCUCUGUGUCUGAACCUCGAACCCGCUACAAAGUCCACGUGGGAGGAUACAGUGGAAAUGCAGGUGACUCCAUGACCUACCACCAUGGUCGUCCCUUCUCCACUUAUGACCAUGACAAUGACAUUGCCGUCACCAACUGUGCCCUGUCCUACAAGGGAGCCUUCUGGUACAAAAACUGUCACCGUGUCAACCUCAUGGGACGAUAUGGAGACAACAGUCAUAGCAAGGGUGUGAACUGGUUCCACUGGAAAGGCCACGAGCACUCGAUCGAGUUUGCCGAGAUGAAGAUCAGGCCUUCCAACUUCAGAAACCUGGAGGGAAGGAGGAAACGAUCAUAAAACCUGCAAAGCUCCACCACCACACCCACCAAUAACAACAACAUCGCUACUUCUCUGUAUGGACCCCCCCGCCCCAAUUUUUUUUUUUUUAAAUACCCAAACCCACACAUCCACCCAGCAGCAACCAAGGCCACUGCACAAAAGCCUCCCUUCCUCAACCGUUACUCCAUGACCCCCUACCCCUGUGUAACGGUUGUGGAAAUGUUUUUUGUGCUGAAAUCGGUGUACAUUUUACAAACUGGAUUAAAAUUCAAACUCACGCAGAUUCUACUCCCGCACCAGAGAGAAGAAACAACUCCAACUCACCUGAUUCUGGUCCUUUCUCUUGUGUUGCAGCAUUUGUGGGGAGGCGUAAGUGCAGCUUUGGCAUUAUGUUCAAUUCAGUUCACUAUGUCACAUCCAUUGUUGUUUAUAGUAUAAUGUGGUCUUGUUUAGGUUCAGGGUCUUUUUGCUAAAACUAUAAAGUGGUCAUAAUUCAGGGGGAUUAUCAUCCUGUUCCUUGUACAGUACUGUACAUGUAUGCAUCUGAUUCAAACAUUCAACACUCAGAUAUCUCAAUCUAACUUGCCAUUUGUUUGUCCUUGUGCGACUUCACUUGUGUCAGUGUCACUUUAUCCUCCCCAGGUUCCCUCAUUUCCCUCAACUCAAGCCAACAUCUGAAGUGAUAAGAGAUGGAAAUGUAAAGAGAAAAAAAAACUAUAGUAAAGUAUUUUACAGGCCAUAUCCCAUGUCCAGCUAGGCGGAAACAUAAUGAAUGUUUCCAUUCAUUAUGUGAGCCUCUGAAGGCAUCAUGCAUCAGCAACAGUGUUAUGUUUAGAAAGAACGGAGAAAAAGAAAAGCAGACGUGUUUCGAUUUGUUUCGUUUUUCUCAUGAAUCCGAAGGCAGGACGUAUUGUUCAGUGAAAAAAAAGAAACAUGGUGAUUAUUCUGCUUUCUUUAGUUUUUGCAUUGAAUACAGUAAAUACUGCAUUUGUGGAACACGAGAAUGUUGUGUUAUUGAAUUAAAUGAUGUUGAUGAUCAAAAUGUAUUUUUAAAAAAGGCCAACUCCAAUUGAAUACCAGUUGACAAAGUAAAGUCUCUUUGCUUAUGUUGAUGAAAAUAGUGUUUGAAGAGGCCAAAAUUAGAGAACUAGUUACUGUUCCACCCCUUCGUCCCCUGGCUCCCAUCCCCUGCUACGGCAGGAUAUUAAACCACUGAUCUUUUAAAGAAUGCCUGUGUAAAUUAAGUCUGUUUUUGUUGUUUUUGUUUGUUUAUAACUGGGUGAACAAGUGUGUCUCUGUAAGCUGUAUUACAAUAAACAGUUUGUUUAAAGGAA
Molecule: messenger RNA, 7154 nt
Organism: Scophthalmus maximus (turbot)
Lineage: Eukaryota; Metazoa; Chordata; Actinopteri; Pleuronectiformes; Scophthalmidae
Gene: tncb
Product: tenascin Cb
Exons: 23
Coding region: 760-5838 (1692 amino acids)
Molecular function (GO): protein binding
Source: RefSeq, a predicted model, not a curated record